This is a messenger RNA of Dicentrarchus labrax (European seabass), 2316 nucleotides long. It is a transcript of the gene gnb5a, whose product is annotated as guanine nucleotide binding protein (G protein), beta 5a. The transcript is spliced from 11 exons. Gene Ontology annotation, cellular component: cytoplasm; heterotrimeric G-protein complex. Bases 126 to 1211 code for a protein of 361 amino acids. The record is from RefSeq and is a predicted model, not a curated record. Gene Ontology annotation, biological process: G protein-coupled receptor signaling pathway; G protein-coupled dopamine receptor signaling pathway. NCBI's taxonomy places the organism in Eukaryota, Metazoa, Chordata, Actinopteri, Moronidae. Gene Ontology annotation, molecular function: signaling receptor complex adaptor activity; protein binding.
CCUCUUCCUCUGGAAACUGGAGGAGCAUCUUCUCCCUCUGACGUCAUGACAGCAGCAUCAGCUGUUAGCUCUGUUUUAAGCCUUUUCGCUGCCGAUCGCUGCCUGCACUGAGGAAAUAUAGGCCUAUGAGAUCCCCUCUAAUCCCUGAAAUGGCGACACAGGAGGUACAGCUGAACGAGACUCUGGCCCAUCUCAAAACGGAGUCGGAUACGCUGAAGACGAAGCUGGAGGAGGAGAGAGCGAAGCUGCACGAUGUCGAGCUACAUCAGGUGGCAGAAAAGGUGGAGGGACUGGGUCAGUUUGUAAUGAAGACCCGGAGAACUCUGAAGGGACACGGCAACAAAGUUCUGUGUAUGGACUGGUGUAAGGACAAGAGGAGGAUCGUCAGCUCCUCACAGGAUGGAAAAGUGAUUGUAUGGGACGCUUUCACUACCAACAAGGAGCAUGCUGUGACAAUGCCGUGCACCUGGGUGAUGGCCUGCGCCUACGCCCCCUCUGGCUGUGCUGUAGCUUGUGGAGGCCUGGACAAUAAAUGCUCAGUGUAUCCUCUGUCUCUGGACAAGAAUGAGAACUUGGCUGCUAAGAAGAAGUCGGUGGCCAUGCACACAAACUACCUGUCAGCCUGUAGCUUCACCAACUCGGAUAUGCAGAUCCUGACUUCCAGCGGGGAUGGGACGUGUGCAUUAUGGGAUGUUGAGAGUGGGCAGUUGUUGCAGAGUUUCCAUGGACACGCAGCAGACGUGCUUUGUCUGGACCUGGCCCCCUCCGAGACUGGAAACACAUUUGUUUCAGGGGGCUGUGAUAAGAAGGCCAAUGUGUGGGACAUGCGUUCAGGACAGUGUAUUCAGUCCUUUGAAACUCAUGAAUCAGACAUAAACAGUGUGCGAUACUAUCCCAGCGGAGAUGCGUUUGCAUCUGGAUCAGACGAUGCUACAUGCCGCCUGUACGACUUAAGGGCAGACAGAGAAGUGGCUAUUUAUUCCAAAGACAGCAUCAUAUUUGGGGUCUCCAGUGUUGAUUUCUCUCUCAGUGGACGGCUACUGUUUGGCGGCUACAACGACUACACCAUAAAUGUUUGGGAUGUUCUCAAAGGAACGCGGGUCUCUAUCCUGUUUGGACAUGAGAACCGUGUCAGUACGCUGCGUGUUUCCCCUGAUGGGACGGCUUUCAGCACAGGUUCCUGGGACCACACUCUUCGGAUCUGGGCUUAAGGACGAAGACACAGAGGAAUUAAUGGUAGACAGACUUAACUGUUUGCUAGAGUACAAUCACAGACUCAGUUUUGGUUGUACAUAGGGCAUAUCAAUAGCAUUGUAUAUACUCCAGUUUCAUGGCCAGGGUAGAUUUACAUAUUCCAGACAAUAAUUAAACCAAAUGGCACGCUUGUAUUACAUUAGGAUUGAGAGUAAAUUUCACAGACGUACAUAUGGUUACAACUUAAGAUGUAAAAUGUAUAUUGCAGAAAACAACAUUAGUGACUAGCAUUCGUCUACGAUAGAAGUGACACAAUAAAGUGAUGUAUUGUAUGUGCCCACAUAGGGGACAAUACUCGUUUGUUUAUUUGUUUUUGCACAUAAAAUAAUGGAGGAAUGCAGUCCAUUGAAGAAAAUGGGAUAUAAGGGAACAAAAUACAUCUCUAGGAGAAGCAGAAGGGUUUAUAUGAAGGUUUGACUCAGACUGAGAAAAGAGAGAUGGGAGGGAGGGGAUUUGUGGCAUCUCUAUAAAUGUUAGGGAUAGUGAGAAUGAUUAGAUUGGCUUGUAGAAAUUAAUCAAUAUUAGUUAGUUUGAAGCGAAUAAAAAAUAAUAUUGGAUACAAAGGAGCAUUGGAAUAAAAUAUUAUGAAAGAAGUACAAAAUUGUAGUUUUAUUAAAGAUGGAAAUAGUGAAUUCAUGUAUUUUUAUUUCCACACUGUGUGCCCAACAAGCUGUCUACAUUCUUCACAGCAACUCACCUGCCAAUAUUAUUCUAAUGUAAAGAAAGCACAUUUACAGAUAAAUAUAAAAUACAUGAUGUUGAUCUUUCAUCCCUAUGGUUUUAAAUCAUGGUUUACUUCUGUUUGUUUCCAGCCGUGGAGGCCACUCAUUGCUCCACGUGCUCACCGAGUUACUGCAGACACCCUGAACCCUGUGGUACCCCGCUAGAUAUCUACAUAUACAAAUGUUUAAAUUCUUAGAAUGUACUCCUUUUCAUGCAGUUGUCCAAUAAUCAAGUAAUUUCAUAUUUACUGUAAUUAUUUUAUUGUAGUUUAGUGUACAGUUAUACAAGGGACUGUUUAUCAAAGUAUUACAAACAUAAUAAACUGAGUUUUGAAUAUCA